GACUGAAGCUCUACUUCCUGUGUGGUCUACACGAGCAGACGCGAAAGAACGCUGUGUUCAAACACAGAGCAGCAGCGCGAUGCUCGGAACAUGACGGCGCUACGCUGCUUCAGCGUCUGUUCUCUGCUUCUGCUGAACGCGUCCGCGGGAUUUGGAGAUCUGAGGCGUCCUGAGAAUGUCAGCAUGGACUCGCUCAACACCCGUUAUGUGCUGCGGUGGGACUGGCCUCACGAGACCGCCGCCAACCAGACCGUCACCUUCACUGCGCAGUAUAUACAGGAGUUUCGGACACAGAAGAAGAAUUAUGAGAAGUACUGGAAAUCAGUGUGUGUCAAUGUUUUGGAGCAUCACUGUGAUUUGACUGGAGCUGCUCUGCAUUACCUAGGCAUAUAUCUGCUGCGUGUGCAGGCCAACACGUCACAGCAGACCUCCGGCUGGGUCCAGAUCAGAUUCUGUCCUGAUAAACAUGCUGCUUUAGGUCCUCCCUCCAGCGUGACGCUAAACUCGGUUGAAGGAGAUCUAGAGAUCAUCAUCACCGACCCUCUGAGCAGCACUAACCAGUCCAUGAAAACUUUGCUGGACAACAGGUUUAGCUACCACAUCCAGUACUGGAGGCGCUCUGAAGAGCCUCAGACGGCUAAAGUCCUGGAGACGAAGAAUAAUGUGGUGACGCUGACUGAGCUGGACAGACAGACGUGGUACUGUGUGAGAGUUCAGAGCCGUGAUGACUUCAGUGAGAAGAGCAGUGUCUUCAGCGACACACACUGCACACGCACUGAAGGUCAGAUGCCGUACUGGCAGAUAUUCCUGUACUUCCUGAUUUCUCUGCUGCUGCUGCUGUACUUCUGCUUUAAGAAGAUGUUUCCGCUCCUCAAGAACACCUUCUGCCCAGCCAUUCAGCUCCCGGAUCACAUUCAGGAGGUCAAAGGAUGGAAAUGCACCAAAAUCAAAUGGCACCAACUGAAUCAUUCUACCGCAGCUGCUGAAGUAAAACUUUAAAUUUUCCUUUGAAAUGUUUAAGCUGCUGCAUAAACUUCCCAAAAAUCAAUUUUUAAAUGCCUUUUUCCAACAAACCUGAUUAAAUAUAUCAUACAAUAGAAAAUAUUUAUAUUUCUUAUCCAACCAUAAUUGGACAAUUUCUUCACAUUUAUAACAUUUAGUUUUUGUGCACUGAUCAGUACUAUAUUGUCACUUUUACCUUGUUAUUGCACUGUUUUCUUUGAGAAUUAAAAGUGCUGACACGUG
Molecule: messenger RNA, 1245 nt
Organism: Onychostoma macrolepis
Lineage: Eukaryota; Metazoa; Chordata; Actinopteri; Cypriniformes; Cyprinidae
Product: interferon alpha/beta receptor 1a-like
Exons: 7
Coding region: 91-999 (302 amino acids)
Molecular function (GO): interferon receptor activity; protein binding
Source: RefSeq, a predicted model, not a curated record